Molecule: messenger RNA, 1401 nt
Organism: Metarhizium robertsii ARSEF 23
Lineage: Eukaryota; Fungi; Ascomycota; Sordariomycetes; Hypocreales; Clavicipitaceae
Exons: 3
Coding region: 1-1401 (466 amino acids)
Molecular function (GO): nucleic acid binding; zinc ion binding
Source: RefSeq, a predicted model, not a curated record
AUGGCACCACGCGAGACUACCACCGCAUCUGGAUCAAAUGAAACCCGAGAAGGACCAACAACCAUCUCGGCUCACGAAAUGCUUGCUGAGAUCAUACGCCUCCGGGAACGGGUCCAACAGAUGGAGGAAGAACGGCAGGAGCAAGCCACGACUGCUGCCACAAUUAAAAAGGACUUGGGAGAAAUCCUCAGACCCAGGGCGCCAGGACCGUACGACGGAUCCCCGGGUGCGCUUCAAGGAUUCCUCACUCAACUCAGGGCUUACCACCGACAAUUCCCGAACAAAAUGGAAGAAUCCUCUGCCAAGGUACUUCACGCAGGAGGAUGUAUGACGGGAGUGGCACUCGCAUGGUUUGAACCCAUUAUGAGGGACUACCUUAACAAAGAAAAAGACGACCGCGAAGGAGAAACCAACACCAUUUUCGAAAGUUACGAUGAGUUCGAAAAAGCCAUCAAGAAAGCCUUUGGAACAGUUGACGAAGCUAGAGCUGCUGAGUACUACAUCGACGGGCUCAAGCAGAAAGGAUCGGCAUCCGAUUAUGCCGCUCGCUUCAGACAACUCGCAUCUCAGCUUGACUGGGAGGACGAACCUCUUAUGUCAGCCUUCUAUAAGGGACUUAAGGAAGAAGUCAAAGAUGAACUCUACAGAGAGAACAGACCAGACAACUUAUCGGACUACAUCGCUAUGGCGGUACGAAUCGAUGACAGACAGUAUCAGCGACGCAUACAGAAGAAACAGGGUAAAGGAACCUGGAGCCCUACCAAAGGAAAGAGUUACCAAGCCAAUCAACGCAGAAAGCGUGACGAACCUAUUGCCUAUGGUCACACUCUUAACCCUGGACGAAUGGAGCUUGACGCUACCAAGAAAGACGACAAAAAGGAAAAGAAGUGUUACAACUGCGGAAAACCAGGGCACUUCGCCAAUAAGUGCAAGAAACCCCGGAAAGAAUGGAAGCCAGUACCAGAAGGAGAGAUAUCUACACAAGGUCAACAAGGCGCAAAUACGACUGCAACACGAUUGAAGAUAUCUGCUGACAGCGCAAUCCGUGACCUGCUUGUCAUGGAGGAGAUUGUCGAGAUGGCCCAGGGAAUGAUCAAGCCCUCGAAAUCGCAACUGGCGCCCAUCGCGGCUAUAUGCACUUUGGCAUGCUGCAUCUCGGCUGCCACGGUUUCCGUUAAGGUUAUUGCCGGUGUCUCGGCGGUUGGCGCAGUAGCUGGAGCCCUUGCUCUUGCAGUACCGCCAACAUGGCACAAUAUCCAGAGCUACAGUGUGCGCAAUACACGGGCCAGUUUAAAAAGUUUGAGGUGUGCUUUUGAUCAGAACAAUGUCGGCGAGAGACACCGGGAUGCCCUCGAGCCCUCGAAGUUCAAGUAUCUUAAAUGGAUUCUCGUCGAUUUCUAG